GCCUUUCUCAUGGAUCUCAACCCGCUGCUGAUGAGACAGCUGGUGAAGACGGGCGUCUACAGUGCGGUGCAUGUCUACGACUUCCAGGGAAUGUGCAAGUACACGGAGGACACGGUAGCCGCCGCCACUUCUCUACAGUUCCAAAACCCCGUGACACUUCUGCUCAACGUGUUAGCCUGGUUCUGGCGUGAGAUGACGCUACUACUGCUGGAACACAGUCUGUACAGCUGGUGGCUCAGACGCCUCGUCUACUCAGCCCAUGGUUCCACGUUGUUUGCUAACUGGGACAGACACUACACGCCGUGCCACAAGCAGGUGACACUCUACAAUGUCAACUGGGCCGUCCUGCAGACGGCAGCCGGGCAGACUGUCACGAGCGACUACUGUGACGGCUGGAACUGCGUGAGUUACUACAACGUGGUUCACGUCGAUAGGACGAAUCUCAUGAUGCUCACGCUCAAUAAACACUGCCGCGGAUGCGCCGACACCGACGACGACUAUAACUCACAAAACGGCUCGCUAGAUGGCGUUCAGAUAGAUUACACGGAAAAUCGGUGCCGACGUUUUCGGCAGGACGUCUACCGCAGGCGCCCCCUAAAAUGUUUCUCCAGACAUCCCAACGAGAAACCUGUAAGUUGUGCCGCGGCGUCUGGCCCGGUAGAGCUCUCCACCGCUCUGGGAAUCUGCUGCCUGCUCUACAGCUUGGCGUUGGCAUGGCGACCGCGAUUGCGAGUCAGAUGACAUGCGGGAAUCGUAGACUGAUGCUUUUCUCGGAUGUUUGGAACGUUCUCAGAUGGAUUGAGCAGAUGAUCACGCGCAGACGUCGUGCGGGAGGCUUGCCUACAAAGCGUGCAACCACACUGUGCACGCAGCACACGGACAACGUGAACGUGAACUAGUAGUCACGGUGAACUACAGCCAAAGGAUUAUAGAGUAGAAUUAAUUCAUAUUAUCCUGGUCUUGCAUCGUGUAUGUAUGUAUAUAUGUGCCUUCUGCUCACACAUAAUGCCUUUUACAAGAGCGGUCGGAUAAAAAGAGAGAGAUAAUGGUGGCAUUUAUAUCAUAACCUUGUCAUCCUGGGUAUUUUUGUAUUGGACCUAGGUGCCGUCGAUUAUAUAUGUAUAGAAGGCAUUGCGUCUAGAACAGCAGACACAUUCUGAUGUCUUUGCUUUGACAAGUUUGUAAACAUUUGUAUACAUUAUUGAAUCAUAAUGCAUGCCUGUCUGUCGGUCUAUUUCUAUAACUGUGUCUUUAUUGCCUAUAUAUGCCUAAAUUGUUCAAUUCCCUUUCGCAUUAUCUAUAAUUAUUGAAUAGGCAUAUAUUUGAGGAUUUAUCGAUCUUACAGAUCGCAAUAUUGCGAUGAAGUGCUAUAUUGAUCUUGUGUGAUUCGAACGUGUUAUAUACA
Molecule: messenger RNA, 1405 nt
Organism: Priapulus caudatus
Lineage: Eukaryota; Metazoa; Priapulida; Priapulimorpha; Priapulimorphida; Priapulidae
Product: voltage-dependent calcium channel subunit alpha-2/delta-4-like
Exons: 5
Coding region: 10-741 (243 amino acids)
Source: RefSeq, a predicted model, not a curated record